Tympanuchus pallidicinctus (lesser prairie-chicken) is the source of this 5352-nucleotide messenger RNA. RefSeq names its product bromodomain-containing protein 8-like. NCBI's taxonomy places the organism in Eukaryota, Metazoa, Chordata, Aves, Galliformes, Phasianidae. The transcript is spliced from 6 exons. The coding region runs from base 3679 to 4488 and encodes 269 amino acids. Gene Ontology annotation, molecular function: protein binding. Gene Ontology annotation, cellular component: NuA4 histone acetyltransferase complex. The record is from RefSeq and is a predicted model, not a curated record.
AGUUACCCUUUAAAAGCUCUGCAGUGCUUUGAUGUUAGAGGCAGUACAUUAAUAAUUAGAAUGCUGCAUGGUCUUUGGAUGGAGGGGAAGGUUUGCUGCCUGGGCGUAAGGAUAUGGCACUCUUGUUAUGACAUGGGACAUCUGACCAUGGAAAGUGGAAAUGCUGCAAUCUCACUGGAGCUUUCCUUAAGAGACCAGUAUAUUGAAUGCCAUGUUAUUUGCCUAGAAAUUUGAAAAGAGUGUAUGAGUUGUGGUGAAAAUCUGUUUCUCACAGCUGUAGGGAUGCCUGUAUCUGGUUUCACAGCAGAAACUUUUAACUGUUUUUUUUUUCAGCUGGAUAUUACAGUUCUUAGCAACGUAGAUGACUGAGUUUAAACUCCUGACUUCUGAUUUUCUGCUAACUUCUGUGCAAUUUUUUGCCCGUUUACAUUUACAGGAGAAAAGAAUGACAACAAAAAAAUCUCAUGGUCCUGAUGUUUGCAGCAGCUCAGAGGUGUCUGUACGUGUGUGUGUUUGCAUGUGUGCAGGACUCAGCUUUCUGUCACACAAGUUGCAGGAAGCAGUCAUUACAGUUAAUGUAGAGAGAUUGUUAGCUUAACUAAUGAGAGGUUUUGACUUUCCCAAGUUUUGUGUUGAAGUUUGUUGUGCCUGCUGUGUUGUGUGCCAUGCUUGAUUAAUGUAAGGUGUAUUUCCACCAAGGGUCGCUUUGUACUUGGUGCUAGAAACGUACAGUCCUUUACUUACUGAUUCAUUGUCCCUCACUGCUGAACUUGGGAACAGAUUUCUCAUUCGAAUUUUUAUGGCCUCCAUCUCUAGAGAUUCUCAUGGCACAAAAAGUCCGAGGGUUCUCUUACUUUUUGAUAUUUUGUGGAAUAGUGUAAGCUGGAAAAGAUUUCUGAGGAUCAUCUAGUCCAACCUGCUGCUCAGAGCAGGGCCUGCUUGAAAGCUAGAGCAGAUUGCUCGGAGCCUUGUCAAGUUCUGAAAAUCUGCAAGGAUGCAGAUUUCAUCAUCUUUUUGGACAGCUUGUUUCAGUGCUUACCCACCCCCAUGGAGUAAACAUAGGCUGAAUUUCCCUGAUGCAGCUUGUCAUCACUGCCUCCUCUCUUUUCGACGCUGGCCGCUGAGAAGAGUCUGGCUCUGUCUCCUCUGUAGCACCUCUGCCUCUGUUUGUUUGUGUUGGACAAUGGAAAUUCCAGCACGUGGGAGGACUUCUGUCAUGCCCACUGGUAACUUGCUUUCAUUGUGGAAAGUUGCUCUUCAUUCUUACCCUUGGUUUCUUCCUUUAACCAUUAGAGGAUUUUUCCUACUCAGAGAACCCGUGACAUUCUAAUAGCCUGUAAUGAUGUUGUUUAAUAACUUCAAAAAUCUAAAAUGCAGCUUUCCCCUCUAUAGCCCUGCUGCCUCCUUCCUAAUUCACCUUCUCAUGCUCUGACUCCUCAUUUCGUACUUUGCAAUGUUUUGUACUAAUCUAAACACAAAGCCCAUGCUGCAUCUCCCUAAUCCACCUUCCUGCAGACAGAAAUAACAACUGCUCUUUUGUUUCUCUAGUGCUAUGGCUAAUUCAAACUGCAAGCUACAAUGUAUAGGUUUGGUCACAUUAUAUUUAAGCUUCUUAGGGACUCACGAGUCCAAGUCAUUCUGUGGCUUACUCCCUCCCUCCAACUGUUCUAAAACCUCCCCUGUUGACAUUUUAAUUAGAAAUAGUCUCUAUCUCAAAAGAAAGUCUCUCUGCAACUUCUGUGAUCUCCUCUGUGGCAACUGCUGAUAAUUACGUUUAAUGCAGGUUUUCCACCUGACCCUGUUUUCCCACUGAGGUGUUUGGCACUGAUGGUGCAUCACCCCCACUGAUCAUCUGGCAGCUUUCUGCCUCUGAUGUUUGUUGUUGUUUGCUUUUAUGUCUUCAGCAAAUUGUUGUCUUUUUUUUCCUUUCCUUUUUCAUUUGCUGGAGAGCAGGCUUUUAUCAUUUUCCUUGUUUUGACACGUAAAUCCCUUUCAAAGUCCAUCUUCUUUAAAACUAACAGCUUUUCCUUACAUCAGCAGGCGUUGCGCAGUCUGAUCUCUGCAAAGUGAACUAAAACUUUCCCGUUUGAUAACGAUUCCCUGUUGGCAACUUAUGUAAAGUCCGCAAGGCAGUCCUUAAUUAGAGGUUGAAUUCCCUAUCUUUCAUCCCUUAUUUUUGUACCAAACCGGUGUGGGACUAAGCAGGCUGUAAUUCACUCAUCCCGCUUGUCUCGCACCAAUGCUGCUGUUCUGCUCUCUGGCAUCUUGAGUCUUCCAAGAUUUAGUGGAGCUGAACAUAAGGCCGAAGAUGUUGUUAAUCAGUGCUUAUGCCCAAGUUACCCAGGCUUCCUGGUUUUAGAUGGUUAUCCCUCUGGACUGGAGUACAGAAAGAUGAUCACAAGCAAUUGGAUUACCCUAGCCUAAGGCUUUUCUGUUCCUUGGCAGAGCUGUGGUGACUGGUUAUGCGUGUGCAGCCUGCUCUGCCCAUGGUGCAGUGCUUUGGGCACUGGUAGUCGUCAGAUGAAAUCACAGUUUGCCCAACUCCUUUAGCUGGAAGCUGAGAGCAGGUAAUGUUAUCUCCUGCCUCAUCAAAUGUUAUCUGCUCCUGCUGAAGUCAACUUUGAAAUAGGUUUCGGAAGGGAGGCCAGUGAGAUGCCAGCUCUCACUGUAAGUGCAUAAAAGAAAAACUAAUAUGCUCAUCCCAAACCCAUUGGAUUCUUUAUUUCUCCCAGUUAUGCACCGUAGGCUGCAUUUGCUGCUGUGGUAGCAGUCUUGAGAAUGCAAAAGGAAGUCAGUGAGAAAUGUGCUUGUUCAAGACCCUGGAAAGAUUAGGUUGUACAUAAUUAACUGAAAACUCUGAAGAGGUUGCUAAUGAAUGUGUAGAAUUCUCCAUGGCUUUCUCAUCCAGGUAGCUGAGUUCACUGGCAAGAUACAGAUUUUUUUAAGAGCCAUUUACUGUUGUUAGGGUGAUUCUGCAGGUUCCCCUGCAGAGAAGAGACUGCAGAGAAAGCAUGUUGGACUCAUACUCUGGAAGAGGCUUAGGCAUGGAUUAAUGAGUGGAGAUGAAAGGAAUGGUUUCUUCCAUCUUACAAGAAUGCUAACUUUAUGAAACAUGCAGAACUGAUCCGUCAGUGGAUGAGUGUGUUUGGUUCCAGUUCUGGCUCAGGUACACCAGUGCUGUUAAAUCACGUCCGUCGUUUUCAACACAAAGGUUCUGUGGUGUUUGCAAUAAGUUGUUUCCAACGUAAAAAGUUCUUAUGGUACAGCGAGGGAACUUCCAGUGAGUGGCUGAGCCUUGGAGUCACCGCUGGCUCACAGCUGUCAGCAGCAAUGACUUGGUUUUGAACUUGCUGCUGCCUGUCAUCGGUGCCUAAACGUGUAGCAUCAGACAAAGCCAAAUGCUCCAAAGUAGCUUAGCAUCCCCUGAGCACCAGCCAGGGGAGAGCACAGCAAAAGCACUGGAAAAUCAUAAUUCGCUUGCUCUGAAAUGUCAGUUUGUGCUGCAGAGCUACAGCCCUGCUGUGUGCUGUUAAGUGUGGGCUUAGGAGAAGGCUGCUUGCCUCGUGAAGUUCUUGCUAUGUUUUGGCUCUCUGAGUAAGUCAGGAAAUGAACUGGGCUUUGUAGUUCUGGAUCAGGGUACAAAGAAAUUGCUGUUUCUCUCUUUGUGUUUGUUUGCAGAUGGGCCAUCCCUGGGUGUGGUGCAGUUCUGAGUCGGAGUCAGAGGACAGUGACUUGCAGUCUCUUCUCAGCUGGCAUUCAAGUUUGGAUCUGGAGGUGGGAAACUGGAGGGAUACUGAAGAGGUGGCUAUAGGGAAGCCAGAGGAAAGCAGCCAAGAGACAGACAGCAGGCUGGAGUUCAGUGAUUCUCUCUGGGAGGAGGAUGAUAGUGAAGACUUCCAAAAGGCAGAGAGGCAAUAUGAAGAUGACAGUCUUCUCGAGUUCUUCUCAGAGAUAACCCAGUUGCUGGAACCUCUCCGCGUCAGCUGCACAGAUUCAGCAGAGACUCUAUGGGAUUGUUCUGGCUCUGGGAAGCAGGAUGAUGGGGAAGAUCUAAGAUGCCAGGAAGAGACCACCAGGACAGUUGUCUCAAGAGCAGAGGAAAGUCAGCCACGUGUCCUGGCAGAAGAUGAAAAAGAACACUUCCCAGGAAGAGAGGACAAGACUCAAGAGGCACCUGGAGAAAAAACUCUGUGUGAACCAGAUUCACAGGAGAUUAACCAAGCCCAGGAUCAAGACGAUAGCGACUGCGCUUCUGCAGACCCCACGUUGGGCUCCACAAGCCCUGCCAACCCGCAGCUGAUGCAGUUGAGCUGGGAUAACCCCAUGCAGCAUUCUCAUUUCAAAAGAACUGUCCUGUCCAUCUGGAAGAUGAUAGCCAGUCAUAGAUGCAGUGGCCCGUUCCUGAAGGCAGUGUCAGACAAACAAGCUCCUGGAUACAGUGAGGUGGUGAAGAGAGUCUGGCUGCCAUCAGCAUCUCCCACUGACUGACUUCUGUUAUCAAAACUCCCUUCCAGGUGACCAGGGCCUGGAAGUCUGCAGUGACCAUGGUGCUGACAUGCAUUGUGCCUGCCCUUUGCUGGCCUUGCAUGGACUGAUGUACUGCAGUUCAGCUCUGCAGCUGUGCCCCCUGCCUGAGCUGGGGAUUCAGCCUCUGUAGCCCAGCAGUUUCCAUGUUGGAAACCUGCGUCUCUGUCAGUAUCCACUCUGCUUUCUCCCCAGAUGUAGUCUCAGUGGAGAAGUAGGUUAUAAGAAUAUCUCCCAGAUAGAUUAAGGGCAUUUUUCAGAGCUGAAUCAUGUUCUAUUCUGGUCACAGUCAUCCUCUCUGCAGCCAUUCAUUUUCUCAUUGUGUCAAAAUAAGGGAAGUCAUAUUUAUUCCCCGUCACGUUCCCCUAUCAGCGGUGCUAUUUUGGCUAGUGGCACCAUUUGAUUUUAAGGGGUUUUAAUAGAUCCCUAUUUUAGCAACUUUUCUUUCUCCUCCAAGACCUGGGCUGACUUCAUGAGGACUAAUGGGAUCGCUCUUGAAUUCCCUGCAGCUCCUCAUGACAUUUGUUAGACGUGGCAGCCGAUGGCCUGGAUGACAAGGACCACGCUGGCUGAACUUUGUCUAACUGAAAUGAAACAAACGCUUCUCACUGCCCCACGUAGCCCCAGGCGCUAAAACUGAUUGCAGAGAGCCGUGCCUUAGGGCCACGACGCAGAGGGCCUUCAGCUCUCCUUCCAUGUCCUUCCUGCAGGCCCAUGGACCUGACCAGCAUCAAGAGGGGUCUGGCCAAGGGCCACAUCCGUUCCUUGGCGCAAUUCCAGUGCAGCCUGAUGCUCAUGUUCCAGAACGCCAUCAUGUAUAACGCCGCC